Molecule: messenger RNA, 3891 nt
Organism: Pocillopora meandrina
Lineage: Eukaryota; Metazoa; Cnidaria; Anthozoa; Scleractinia; Pocilloporidae
Source: the annotation of a GenBank genome assembly
AUGCCUGUGAGUGCAUCAAGUUGUGCUGUAGAGAAUAAUAACAUGAUUAUUUUGGCUCUCCCGCUGGAAAUCGUGUCGUAUAUUUUCAGAUUUCUGCCAGCUUCGGAUUUAAAAUGUGCAGCUCUUGUUUGUUGUCAGUGGUCUAAAGCUUCGCAGGAUCCCAUCUUGUGGAGAAACGUUUCUGUCAGUCUUGGAACACGACGAGAAAGGUUUUCCCAUCUGUUAGUGGACAGCCUUCAGAGACGCUGUAUCCAGCAUCUGAGAUUCAAGCAUAUGACAACUGCUGCUCAAAUUCUUCAAGUUUGUAAGCAAGUUGGAUCAAAUCUUAGAGAGUUGUCUCUGCAAGGCUGCAGAUGCGUCAAUGAUAACUUACUCGAGAUACUAAGUAAAUACUGUCCUAAUCUUGUACGUGUAGACUUGAGCCGAUGUAGGCAGCUUGACGUGGCAAAGAAUGUGAUUUGGUUGGACAAGUGUACAAAUGUUUGGAGACAUUUGACUGUCUUGGAUUUGAACGCUUGUAAAGACGUAUCCGAUGUGUUUGUUUCAAAAGUAGCUGAUUUGUUGCCCAAUAUCGUGGAUUUUAGUAUUUCUGGCUGCAAGGGCAUUGGAAUUUCAACAUGGCAUAAGAUGGCGAAGAAGUUGUCAUCUCUGAAACACCUUGACAUCAGUCGAUCUGAUAUUACGGAUGAAGUGAUGCUCAAAUUUUCUCAGAUACCUGAACUAAAACUUAUAGGGAUAAAUCUAACAGCUUGCAAACAUUUGACUGAUAAUGGCAUAGUAUCACUGGUGAAAUACCAGACGUCACUUGAGGUCCUAAAACUUGCUUGUGUGGAUAUUACAAAUACCACAUUAAUCUGCAUUGGCAAAUACUUGCACUGUCUAAAGGUGCUGGACUUAAAUAGUUGCAGACAACUCACAGAUGGGGCAUUAUUGACUGUCAACGCACUUUUAAUCAACUUACACUCACUGAACUUCUAUUCAUGCUACCAGCUGUCUAACAGUGGCCUAGGAAAGUUCUUAUGCUGGACACAGGUACACUGAACUUACUCAUAUACAUUUAAUCACUCACCAGGGCCUUAAUUGUCAUGAAGGGAUUAUUGUGCACCUAUCACAAUACACUUUAUUUUCUGUUGGCUUAUGCACCCAACAAUUUUUUUGCUUAUGUUUUUGUUUUUGUUUUGUUUUGUUUUGUUUUUUUUAACUAGAAAGCCAUUACUUGCUUUUUCUUGAUUUAACCAGCUUGCCUUGCAUUUUCACAACAUCUCACACAGUUACCAGUCAUCUAUGUGACACUUAAGCAUCAGUGGUAUGUUUUACAUUCAUGUCUAAGAAGAAAUUCAUCCCAUAGUAGUAACCACCUCCCCUUACACUGUGUAAACACGAGCUUACAUAUAACUUUUACCUCACAGAAACGUGCUUUAAGAGGUACUUGAUCAAGAAAUGGUGCUUGAUAUCAAAAUUUCAGAGUUUUUCUCUACAGUUAGACCUCGAUUUGUGUCCUAUGAGUAAGGUAGAAUACUGAAAAUGCUUUAUCAUGCUUUUUUUUAUCUUUCUUUUUUUUAAUGCAGGGUACAAAUCACAAUGUCCCUUUAAAAGUCCUUGUAUUAAAUGGUUGCAGCACUCUGUCUGAUGAGUUAGUGUUGCGAUUUUCUACAGUCCUGAUCAAUCUUCAAGAACUUGAUCUGAGCUCAUGUCUUCAUGUAACUGACAGUGGAUUGUCUGCCAUCACUAGCUCACUUAUUAAACUGCAAUCACUUCGGCUCAGUUGGUGUAUAAACAUCACUGAUAAUGGUUUGAUUGGCUUUGUUCCCUCUGAGCAAAACCUUGCUGAUGUCUGCCAUAACAAGGAUAAAUGUUCCCAUGCAGAAAAAUUUAAAAAGGAAGGAGGGACUGCACAAAGUAAGGUAUGCAUAUAGUUAAUAAAGGGGGGUAAGUUCUGCAUUGAUGGAAGAGUAUAACAAGGUAAUUUGCAUAUAUUGUUAUCAGCUGAGUUGAAAAUGUAAUUUGGCCACCGUAAAGACUUUAAAGGCUGACAUUUCAAGCAUUAGCACUUUGUCAGAGCGAUUGAUGAAGGGCUGACACUCAAAACGUCAGCCUUUAAAUUCUUUAUGGUGGCCGAUACCUUUUCAACUCAGUUGAUAACACUAAAUUACCCUGUUAUCAGUGCAUACUGUCAGCGAGGGUGGUAAAGAGUUAAUAUGUGAUGCAUGGAUUUUAUAGAAAUGCAAGCAUGAUGUGUAAAAUUUGAGGUGAGGUGUGAUUUGCCUCUUGAAGUAUAUGUGACCCAUGACUAUUUUUCUUUCAUUUUGUGAAAAUAUCAAAUUUUUUCCUGAAAUCUCACACUCAAAAAGAGAGAUUUGAAGUUUCCGAAUUUAAAUCUGUGAUGCAUGAAUUGCUGAUCAAAGUACACACAGUGUUUGAAGUUUUUUAAAAUUUGCAUGAAACAGGAUCAGAACUUCUCCUUUAUCUCUCAUACUUACACAUGGCAAGGAAAAUAUUUUAAUACUCCAUGUAUGAUUCAUAUUAAUUUUCAGAAUUUUUGUGUUUCCUCUCCAGGUGCCAAAAGGAAUAAAGAACCUAGAACAACUGAAACUUUUGGACAUUAGUCACUGUACAUGUAUCACAGAUGGAGGCUUAGGAAGCAUUUGUCAGCUAAGGAACUUAACCACGCUGAAUAUAAACAUGUGUACACAGGUACAGUUUAUGGUCACAGGACUCUAAUCACUCACUUCUUUAAUGAUAUGAUGGCAAAAGAGAAAAACUCCACAAAUAAUAAUAAUAAUAAUAUUUAAUACUUAUAUUGCGCUUUUUCUAUAAAAAUACUCAAAAGCGCAUUACAAUAUUAUUAAAAACUAAAUUAAAACCAGUAAAAUUACUCGGUAAAAUUACAAUAUUACAAUAUUAACAUUAUAAUAUUAAAAAAAUAAAAAUAAUAAAAAUAAAAAUAAAUAAAUAAAUAAAUAAUCUAACUAAAUAUGUUAAUAAUCUAAAUAAAUAUGUUUUAACAGAGCGUUUAAAAGAGUCGAUUGAUGUUUCCUGUCUAAUUGGCAGAGGAAGACUGUUCCAUAAAAAGGGGGCAGCCAUCGAUAACGCGCGAUCUUCCAAGGUCUUCUUUUUCUUAGCUGAGGUCUUUCUAACAAUAUAAAAAAAAUGCAAAAAUGCAGGGAAAAGAGUAAAUUCCCCUAUCUUCUGUCUAACCCCCCAAAAAAAAAAAAAAAAAAAAAAGAGAAAAAAGGAAGAGUUUGAGAGACUUAAAGUUUCACUACUCAUCUCCCUCCAACCUCAUUUUGGGCUAUACAUGUACCUAUAUUCAAUUUUGUUAACUUUUUUCUUGCAAAAAUAGUCACAUCCUCCACACUGUAGAAUAUGCUUUAUAAGGUAGCAAUGAAGACUUCAAAACUUACAUUAUACACUUGAUAACAAAGAAACCGAUCAUUGUCAGUUGGAGGAAUUGUUAAAUUGUGAAGCAUUCAGAUUGUUCAGGGUUAAUUUUGUUCUAGCUCUCCCAGCAUUGGCUAUUCUUGACUUUCACUUUGCUUUUGGUCACAGAUUACAGACAGUGGAUUAGCUGAUGUUGCUGAAAAUCUCCACACUCUAGAACAGCUGACAUUCAGUGGAUGUACAUCAGUAACUGACAUGGGUGUUUCCUUGGUUGCAAUUCACCUGCAGAGGCUGGUAGCACUAGAUGCAUCUAAAUGUGACAACAUCACUGAUAAGAGCGUCAUGGACUUAGCAAUACAUGGGCGUAAUUUAACCCACCUAGAUCUGAGCAUGUGCAGUCAGAUUACAACAAAUGCUGUUGAUCAGUUGGAAGAGCAUAUUCCAGGUCUUGCCUCACUACAGUUGAGAUAUUCUGGGGCAAGACUUUGCACUAAGGUGUACGCCCUAUAG